AUAAUAAAUAAUCAAGCAAUGAUAAUGAAAUUGUGGUGAUAAUUGAUAGGAACUUGGUCAAAUAAAUCUUGAAAAAUAAAAUCGAGUUAGUGUGUUUAUAGAGCUUGUUUUAGGUAAUUAUUGUAAAUAAAAUUAUUUAUAUAGUUAGUCUUUUCAUGUUGUGUUUAUGUACGUACCUUUUUUAAGGUAUAUAAACUAUGACCUGAUUCUAAAUUAGUGAUGAUAAGUUCAGUUAGAAUAUUUCCCCUUAAAUCUUUGUUCAAAAUCAAUAAACUAAUUAUGUUGGAAUCCAUCAUAUAGAGCAAUGAUCAGAUUAUACAAAAUUCUUAUUUGAAGUCUUGAAUCUCAUCUUAUAUUUGAUGUUACCAAGAACGUGGAAUCGUUGUGCUCUACCACUCUUGCCUUCUUCAGAGACAUAAAACAAGUCGGUUCUUAACCAAUUUUUUGUGUGGGAUCUCUUGUUCUAUGUUUGUGAGUGAUGCCUCUGGUUUCCUUUAAUGAUCAAUACUAUGCAGGAAUUUGUAAUUCCAGAUUAUAUGUCAAAAUUUUUCAGAGCAAAUGCAUUUUUUGUACAAGUUCAUCCACUAGGAAAAUUCAAUUAUUCUUUACGUCUCAAGUAGCAAGCAGGAAUUCACAAGGGCAAAACAGGAAUUCCAAAUCCUGUGGGAGUUAGAAAGCAUAAGAUUCUUCAGAGUUCUCCUGAACAGAGAAAGAGGGUUGAAAGAAAUCAGAGAGAUGGAAGCAUAUGUGGUUGAGGUGGAGAGAAUCUUAGGUUACAGGUUCAAAAAUAGGAAGCUUCUAGAAGAAGCGCUCACUCAUUCAUCUUCCAAGGAAGGUGUUCCUUAUGAGCGCCUUGAGUUCAUGGGAGACUCCAUUAUAAGUCUCGCCAUCAGCAAACACCUCUUUCUCGCCUACCCUAAGCUCGAUCCUGGCCAACUAUCUAGCCUACGCGACGCCAACAUCAGCACCGAGAAGCUGGCUCGAGUUGCCAUCCGCCGCAACCUCCAUUGUUUCAUCCGUCACAGCUCCCCAGACCUCCUGGACCAGAUCAAACAAUUUGUGCAUGCUGUCGCCUUAGAGAAUCACUCCGUCGUUGUAGCACAUGGUGGAUCCGUCAAGGCGCCCAAGGUCCUUUCUGAUAUCGUGGAGUCCGUAGCAGGAGCCAUGUACUUUGACCUGGGAUGCGACCUGGAGAAGUUCUGGAAGAAUUUUAGAGUAAUUUUGGAGCCGAUAGUGACACCUGGUGAUUUGGAGCUACAGCCUCAUCCGGUGAAAGAAUUAUUUGAAAUAUGCCAGAAAAUGGGGAAGCACGUUGAGAUUAAACCUGUGCGAAACGAAACAGAAAGUAUAGCUUAUGUCUUUGUUGAUGGACAGUUUAUAGCCUCUGCUUCCUCUGCCACAAAGGAUCUGGCUAAACUAGAAGCUGCCAAGAUUGCUCUGGAAAGACUUGCAUCUCUGGUUCCUCUCACCAGUAUGAGGCCUUCCAUUGGUAACGUGGAGCUAAACUUUUAUACCGAUGACAAUGGGGACAUGAUUAUUGAAGGAGCUAAACAUAAACUACACGAACUCAGCCAGAAUAAGAAAUGGUCUAAGCCAGAAUACAGGAUUGAAGGGGAAUCGGGUCCCUCUCAUGAAAAGAGAUUUGUUUGUUCUGUUGAGAUAACUAUUGAAGAAGAGGAGGGCGUUUUUCUUCGAACGUGUGGCUAUGAAAAAUCUAGGGUGAAGGAUGCUGAGAACUCUGCUGCUUCAGUGAUGCUUAUGGCUUUACUUGGGGUGUAAUCACAGAUGAUGAGAGUGAUUUUUUGGAAAACGUUUUCUUAGACCACUUGCACCAGUUAGCAACCCCACUGGAAAAGAUCCUAAAAUAAUAAAUCUGCACUCCCAAUCGUGAAUCAAGGGGUAGGUGCAAGUGGUUUUGGAUGCAUUGGAAAUUGGAAACCAAAGCAAUCCACGCCUCAAAUUAGGAAUCUUCCACUUUCUAUCGUCCUUGAAAGAACCGUGACUCGUGAGGUGAUGAAAAGAAAACAAUUUGCUUCAAUUUUGAGAUUGUAAAUUUAUAAAUUGUGUUGUUACGCGUAAGAUCUGUCGUUGAAAAAUCAAAUCUUAUUUAUAUUAAGGCUUAAAUACUUAUAAGGUACUUAUUUU
Messenger RNA from Vigna unguiculata (cowpea), 2145 nucleotides. Its product is annotated as ribonuclease 3-like protein 2. Lineage: Eukaryota; Viridiplantae; Streptophyta; Magnoliopsida; Fabales; Fabaceae. The record is from RefSeq and is a predicted model, not a curated record. Gene Ontology annotation, molecular function: RNA binding; ribonuclease III activity. Gene Ontology annotation, biological process: siRNA processing. Gene Ontology annotation, cellular component: cytoplasm; nucleus.